Dicrocoelium dendriticum is the source of this 432-nucleotide messenger RNA. Lineage: Eukaryota; Metazoa; Platyhelminthes; Trematoda; Plagiorchiida; Dicrocoeliidae. The record is from the annotation of a GenBank genome assembly.
AUGGGAGCUCAGGCGCUACCUGCACAGACUGCAAACAUAAUGCAGAUCUGGAUAAAGAAAUGUGACUUUCUCCUGAACAACCGUUCAGAAAUCGACUGGCCUACUUUGAUCGGUUUGAAGCGACACGAUGUGAAGGUGAGUCUGGCGGACACGACUACACUUGAUGAAAAACGGAGAACACUUGCUCAGCUGCAAAAUGGCAAGUGUGCCGGUGCAGACGGGAUCCCACCUGAAAUAUUGAAACAUGGUGGAUCUGCGUUGGUGACUGCGCUGCACCACUUGGUGCAACGCGUAUGGAUUGAGAAGGAGGUGCCUCCUGAGCUGAAGGACGCCCUUGCGCUACCAUUGUACAAGGGUACAGGGAGCAAGGCAAACUGCACGAAUUAUCAUGGCAUUAACUUGCCGAGUUGUGUGGGCAAGGUGAUUGCCUGA